AGACAGGUGCUGUAGGAGGGGGAGCAGAAAGAAGAAGAAGGAGGAGAUUUCUCCUUCAGCAGAACUGAGAAGAGAGAAGCCGCACACAGUUACGCAGAGGAAUUCCUAAACAGCUGUCCGGCAGACCUACUGCCUGUGAAAAACGGACAUCCAGGGAUAAUAGAAGGAAAAACAGGGUGAGAGACAAGGAAACCGCUGUAGACUACACUACGUAGAAAGAAUUUGGAACAGUAAAAUUUCACAAGGCAAGACACGACGUCUGGGGAAAGACCAGAGAGGUUCAUCUUAAGAAGAUAGAUACACAGGUAAAAGUUUCCCAUCUGGUCUUUUAGGAAGAAACCAGCCCAUCAUUUAGGCCUGAAGACUCCGAUAGUGAACAUCUACAAUUAUCAAGUGCCUGAGAAUGUAACUCCUGUAAUUUUCUGGGGAGAACUUGGAUCAGCAUCUGUUCUGAAACAUAGGACCAGAGGUUUCUUUCUUUUUAACCUUCCUCCACGGAUUUGACUCUUCUGAACAUGCCAGCCAAAACUCCUAUAUACCUAAAAUCCCACAACAGCAAGAAGGGGAAGAAGUGUCGCCUAAGAGACAUCCUGUCCCCAGACAUGAUCAGUCCUCCACUAGGAGACUUCCGUCAUACUGUUCACAUUGGGAAAGGGGGUUUGUGUGACACCUUUGGUGACAUGACCUUCCUUCAAGGCAAGUUUGAGCUGCUUCCUGGUAAGAGUGGCCUCGUUCGACAACAGUAUGGUGGCCAUGGCGAGUUCAUGCGAGCAAACAGUGCAUCAGACGCCUCGUAUAUCGAAACUCCUUCACCAAUCCUGAAGAAUGCGAUCUCCCUUCCUACCAUUGGUGGGUGCCAAGCACUGACCCUGCCUCAUAUCACUACCACCACAUUACCCUUGUCCCAGGACCCACUGGAUGACCCACCCACUCCACCUGGCUGUUCAGAGGUAACAGAUGACCUGGAGAUCCUGCAAAUAGACAGCCUUCUCCAGUCCAUAGCUAUCUUUAGACGUGAACCCAGUCCUGUUCCAGAGGAGGUUACUGAGAAAUCCUUAUUUCCUUUUAACCAUGUGGAGAAAUCACUGGAAAGGAAUACCCCCAGGUACACCUCUGGGAAUGAUGAUAGUAAGAAGACAUUAAUGCCUAUCUUUCUCAAUGGCAAUCACAAUGAAAAUGGCAACAGCAACAGAAGUAGCAACUGCAAAAACAACAGCAUCAACAAUAAUGGAUAUAAUGACAUGAACAGUGGCAUCUUUCAUUAUGAAAAAGAGCUGGCCAGCAUGAAUGGAGAUUGGGAAAACCGAGAUAGUGGUGUAGAGGAAGGACGCAUUUGUGACUUGGACUUUGAGCUCUCGAAAAGCAAGAGUCUGUCUCAGGAGUCUGUGAACCCCAACAGUGGGUCACUGCUGUCUCUUGAAUUGGACUUGGGCCCUUCUAUCUUGGAUGACAUACUCAAUAUCAUGGGUAAGCCUGAGUCUUGAACAAUGCCUGUGAAAGAAGAAGGAAGAGAAAAGAAAGACUUGCCAGUCUACUUAAACACAUACGAGUUUUGCAUAUUCAACCUUGGAAAUGAACUAAAAAGGCAGCGCCUCUGUGAUAUUUCUCUCAGUAUGUUUGUUUAACGGCAACGUUCUGCGCUUAACCAGUUUUGUUUCUCUUGUAGACAACAAGAGAUGCAUGCUUCAUCAAAAUUAGACAAGCUACACAGAGAUAUUUUUACCUUUCACUAUCGAGUUUAAUCUAGAAAUAAAACUGUUUGGUGUGCACAUCAGUUCCAUUACAGGUGUAAAUAAAAGCUGUACAUUUUACUGUAUACUGUUGCUCACUAAUGCACAAUGGUACAUGUUCUGUUCUGAUGAUGUAAUGAUCUCUCUCUAUGUGAUGUACAGCUGCGUGAAUUAUCUCCCAACUUUGUCACAACUCCUCACCCCACCCCUCCCUGUACAGAUAUUAUAUUUAUACUGACUCUUUUAUGUAUGCUACAAAAACAUCAAAGCAUAUACAGUACAUGUGUUUUUACUGUGUGAAGAUACAAUUAUAAAAUAAAUAAGUAAAUACUUUUUGAUA
Clarias gariepinus (North African catfish) is the source of this 2070-nucleotide messenger RNA. RefSeq names its product CDC42 effector protein (Rho GTPase binding) 3 (gene cdc42ep3). The coding region runs from base 516 to 1484 and encodes 322 amino acids. NCBI's taxonomy places the organism in Eukaryota, Metazoa, Chordata, Actinopteri, Siluriformes, Clariidae. The transcript has 2 exons. The record is from RefSeq and is a predicted model, not a curated record.